Messenger RNA from Astyanax mexicanus (Mexican tetra), 6169 nucleotides. It is a transcript of the gene pkn1a, whose product is annotated as protein kinase N1a. Gene Ontology annotation, biological process: protein phosphorylation; signal transduction. The record is from RefSeq and is a predicted model, not a curated record. The transcript is spliced from 22 exons. Gene Ontology annotation, molecular function: small GTPase binding; protein serine/threonine kinase activity; ATP binding. NCBI's taxonomy places the organism in Eukaryota, Metazoa, Chordata, Actinopteri, Characiformes, Acestrorhamphidae. The coding region runs from base 730 to 3537 and encodes 935 amino acids.
CUGUGCGCGGCGCCGAGCCAUCAGCGCUGAGUUGGAGGAGGCGCGCGGGCUCUGUUUAUUAAACCGGUGGCCAGAGAAACAGCCGCGCAGCACCGGGCUUAUUGUCACUGAAGAGGGAUACUAGCGGCUGCGGGCGAUGCUGGGCGGCGGAACGGGGGGUUUCGGUGCUGUUUUAGCUCACAGAAGGUGAAAGAACGCCUGGGUGAGAGAGAGGGAUAGAGAGAAGGAGAGAGGGAUGUGAGGAGGGCUCAGCUCAGCUCUUCCCUUCUACUUUGUUCAGCUGGUUAUUUAACCCAGCCCUUUCCCAGUGGUUUGAGGUUGUGGAAGUGGGGUCUGUGGAUGUCUACACGAGCUGCUGCGGAUUCUAACAGGCUGUAGUUCAUAAACCUGUAGCUAGCUUAUAAAUACUCAACGGCUGUUCCACUGUCUGUAGCUGUGUUGGCAUGGACUGGCAUCUAUAUGUGAUAUAUAGUCAAGCUGCACUUCUCAAUAGUGCUUAAAGUGAAUGUGUUUGAGGAUAUAUAGCUAUACUAGACCAGUGUUGGGGUCUGUAUUGAAUAAAAAGGCUUGUGGACCACUGUAUACCUCUUUCUGUUGUCCACAAAAUACAGAAGGCGGAAACUAAGAAGAAACAACACCAACAACAACAAAAGCCACUACUGCUGCUUCUUGGAUUUCCUGACAACAAGCCAUUAAGACAAUAAAAACGAAGUUUCCCCCGAACCAGUAAUGGCAAAUGACUCAAUUCAGAGUGACCCCGGCGGGUUGUCUGUUCUAGAGCAGCUGGGUCUGGACCACAGCUCAGACUUCUCGGACUCAAGUGUUCAGCAGCGGCUGGACGAGCAGCGCGAGCGAAUCCGCCGCGAGAUCCGCAAGGAGCUGAAGAUUAAGGAGGGAGCUGAAAACCUGCGACGUGCCACCACAGACAAACGCAAUGCCCAGCAAGUGGAUAACCAGCUGCGCAGCUCGAACCGACGCCUCGAUUCACUCCAUGCCCAGCUACAGGAACUCGACGCCCACAUUGUUGUCAAAGGAACAGAUGAUGCGCGUGAUGAUGCUCCACAGUCUCCGGGUGCGGAGAGCCGAGUGUCGGCUCAUCAGGACCGCAUCGCUGCUCUGGAGAGACAGCUCAACAUCGAGCUUAAAGUCAAGCAGGGAGCUGAAAACAUGAUCCCUAUCUACGCUAAUGGCUCUACAAAGGACAAAAAGAUGUUACAGACAGCCCAGCAGAUGCUUCAGGACAGCAAAACCAAGAUCGACAUCAUCCGCAUGCAGAUCCGGAAAGCAGUGCAGGCCUACGAGCACAACGAGGACAUGCAGGGCGAGGGUAAGCCUGACCCGUGUGGAAUGGAGCUGAGGAUUGAGGAGCUGAGGCAUCAUUACCGUGUGGAGCACGCUGUGGCAGAAGGGGCUAAGAAUGUACUCAGGCUGCUCGGGGCCACCAAAGUGCAGGACAAGAAGGCCAUGUCUGAGGCUCAGUGUCGUCUGAGUGAAUCCUCUCAGAGGUUGGAUCUGUUGAGGGAUUCUUUAGACCAGCGUCUGGCUGAGCUUCCUGAAGAUCACCCCAAAGCCUGUCUGAUUAAGGAGGAACUGGUUCUGGCCUCUUCGCCUGCUUUUAGCUCGAGACAUGGUGCCCCGUAUGUACACAACCAGUACAGCACCCUCUCCAAACCAUCACCUCUCACUGGAACGCUGCAGGUGACGUUGCUAGGCUGUGUGGGAGUGUUGGAGGUGGUUCCAGGUCGUUGCCGGGGCAGCCCGGUCGUGUUGCCGUGCUACAGUCCAGGCGAGGGUCGCUCGUUCAUGCGCAGCGGGAAGGGUCUUUACGGGCGCAGUGGCAGCGUGAGCGGAAAGAGCACCCUCAAAACAGAUGAACUGUCCACGGAGGUGAGUGCUGUGCUGAAGCUGGAUAACUCUGUGGUGGGUCAGACAGCAUGGAGAACUGUAGGAGAACAAGCCUGGGACCAGACCUUCACUAUAGAACUGGAGAGGAGCAGAGAGAUGGAGAUUGCAGUGUACUGGAGGGAUUACCGCUCUCUGUGUGCGCUGAAGUUUCUGAAACUGGAGGACUUCCUGGACAACCAGAAGCACAGAGUUCAGUUGGAGCUUGAACCCCAGGGCCUCCUGCUCGCUGAGGUGACGUUCUUUAACCCCGUCAUUGAGAGGGUUCCACGCCUUAAGAGACAGAAGAAAGUCUUCUCUAAACAGCAGGGUAAAGCAUUCCUGCGCGCACGUCAGAUGAAUGUGGAUAUCGGCACGUGGGUGCGGCUCUUAAGAAAUGCUAUUCCAACCGUCAACAACACCGGAACCUACAGCCCCAGUUCAGCUCACACAAUACAGUCUGGGGAGAUCUCUGUGGAGAAGCUUAGCCUGGACUGUGACUCUCCCUUGAGAGUGGACCUCAGGAGAGACGUGACAGAUGCACACACUCCGGAACGACAGACCAGCGUUGAGCCUUGCUCUCCCCAGGACUCAUCCAUACCUCAACGAAACAACAGAACACAGUCACUCAGCAGUAAACAGAAGAAGACACUCUUGGGGCUGCAGGACUUUAGGUUGAUCGCUGUGCUCGGCAGGGGCCAUUUUGGAAAGGUGUUGCUGGCAGAGUAUAAGAAGUCAGGAUCUAUGUACGCUAUCAAAGCUCUGAAGAAAGGAGAUAUUGUGGCCAGAGAUGAAGUGGAGAGUUUGAUGUGUGAAAAGCGGAUCUUUGAGACUGUGAACACUUCCCAGCACCCGUUCCUGGUGAAUCUGUUUGCGUGUUUCCAGACGCCAGAGCAUGUGUGUUUUGUGAUGGAGUACACGGCGGGCGGCGACCUCAUGAUGCACAUCCACGCAGACGUCUUCACCGAGCCACGGGCUGUGUUCUAUGCUGCCUGUGUGGUGCUGGGCCUUCAGUUUUUGCAUGACCAUAAGAUUGUAUAUCGGGACCUGAAAUUGGACAAUCUGCUACUUGAUACAGAUGGAUAUGUGAAAAUAGCUGACUUUGGAUUGUGUAAAGAAGGUAUGGGCUUUGGGGACAGGACAAGUACAUUUUGUGGCACUCCAGAGUUUCUGGCUCCAGAGGUUCUCACAGACACGUCCUACACAAGAGCAGUCGACUGGUGGGGACUUGGAGUCCUGAUCUACGAGAUGCUGGUUGGAGAGUCUCCAUUCCCAGGGGAUGAUGAAGAGGAGGUAUUUGAUAGUAUAGUCAACGAUGAAGUCCGUUACCCACGAUUCCUGUCAUCUGAAGCCAUUGCCAUUAUGAGAAGGCUCUUACGGAGGAACCCAGAGAGGCGACUGGGCUCAGGAGAGAAGGAUGCAGAAGAGGUUAAGAAGCAGUCUUUCUUCAGGAAUAUGGAUUGGGAGGCUCUUCUCCUUCGCAAACUCCCUCCCCCCUUCGUUCCUUCCAUCGGAGGAAAAGAAGACGUCAGCAACUUUGACGAAGAAUUCACGGCGGAAGCUCCUGCCCUCACACCGCCAAGGGAGCCUCGCACGCUCUCGCGCAAAGACCAGGACAGCUUCCGUGACUUCGAAUACGUCUCCGACCUCUGUUGAAAUUCUCAGAAGGAAGUUGUCAGAGAUAUCAAAGGUUGUACAGUCCAGGAGUCGUCCAGGGAUGUUUAUUAUCUCUUUGACUGCGAUCACGGCGGAUCUGCACCAUUACCACUACACUGUGACAGUAAAAGUUCGGCCAUUGUGGAUGGCUUGGUUUUUUUUUUUAUGGAUGCCAGAAUGAAGAUUGAAGAGACUACUAUAGCUCAGUAAAUGUGUGGAGUUUUUGUUUUUACUCUGGGAUGGAGAACGGAUUACGCUAAUGAAGAGAAAAUAUUUAGAGAUGGAGAUUAUGUGGACUACUCAUCAAGAGAGGGGAUGUAAAAGGCUGUCUGGCAUAUUCUCAAUAUAACGAUAAUGACACAUAGAAAUGUGAAUUUCAGCUGAGAAAAAAAAAGAAAAACUUCAAUGUAGUCUUUCUUAUACUGCCUCUUUCUGUCUCUCACUUCUGCCUUUCACGUCAAACAAGUUCAUCAGUAGAAGAACGGGACAGCAAGCAGCUGCCAUUCUGACCUGGCCCAGUGACACUCGUUUACACACUGUGAUUUUGGAUUUUGAAAAUGCCUUAACUUUAUACUCUGUCCCUUUUGAGAAUUUUACGUAGAAUCUUUUAAGUAUGUUAGUCAAAGGAACUGAAAAAAGAAGCCUUGAAUGGACAAUGAUGAUGAAGUGAUGUGAUGAUGAAUGAAUAUAUAUAUAUAUAUAUAUAUACAUACAGUACGGAGAAUCAUGAGGUCAAGAUUAAUACAAGCUAAUGCUACGUACACUGCUUAUACUGAAAGGUUUCAUGUUUGAGAACAACAACAAGAACAACCUGAAUAUGGAAUUGUGCCCACAUUUAGGAUUAAAUGGGUUAAAGAAUGACCAUUAAAGGUGCUGUAUAUUAUUCUGAAGAACAAUUCUUGGUGUUUGAACCAAACUGUUGGUGUGCAAAACAAACAAACAAACUCCUCCCUUCAGGAUGUUCAGAAAUCUUGCAAUCUUUUAAAUACCUCACCAACGUUUACACAUGCCGAUGCCUUUCCCAGUCCUCGGCGCACACUUAAAUGGCCCCUAAUAAUGUCGUGUGGCCCAUUUCCCAUUUACAAAGUAAGGCACCAAAAUGUCAGAAUCUUUUCCAACACAUAAACAGACCAGGGAGUUAGGGAACUGUGAGGAAACAUUCGCUGAAUUAUUUAAAAUGUGUAUUGGUGUAUUAAAAAUCGUAUACAGUGCCUUUAAUGGUGAGAUUCAGUUUAGUACAUUGACAGAGCAUCUCUGAAUAUUGUUCUGGAUAAGUUUUAAGCAAGUACUAGACACUGAUUCAACACUUUUUUAAAGGCAGAGCCCUUCAGUGUUUUUCAACUUCAGCUUAAUCUGCUGCAUUGUUGACAUUAACAGUCAUUUUGAUGCCUUUCCAGUAACCCUAAAGAUCAGCUACAGCACAUCUCUUUAUGUGUUCGUCAGUAAAAUUAGUAAAACGUCUAAAAGAUUUUAUUCUCUUAAUAUUAUUCUAGCUAGUCAAAAUGUGAAUUAUAGAGUUUUCCCUUCUAAAGUCUCCAUUGCUCCACCAGCUGCUUGUAUUUAGUAAAACUGAGCCGGAUCGUCUUUUAGAGGCUGUACAUUUGACAUAAAGACGCGUGACAUGGCCAGAAGAACUCCAGCGAAAAGCGACCAGACACCCAGUUUUUAGAAUGAAUAUAUAUUAGGCUUAGGGGGGAUGGUUGUUCCAGCGCACUGGUACCAUUUAAUACAAUAUUUUACCCCUUCUCCACUCAGAAAUGCUUCAGCUUUCAGUUGAGAAACAAAAUAAUACGGACUGCCACUUUAAGUAUUCUGUUACAAGGACACAAAGUCUCAUUGAUGUGGAGCACCACAAUCAGUCUUGCUAAACAUGCGUGAGUGAAUAAGUUACAAGCCAUUAGAGGCAUCUACAAAAAUGUUGCAUCUCCAAUAUGUCAACUUUACCAGUUCCUAACUGUUCAAAGCUUUUUUUAAGGUAAUUUUGUAUACAUUCAUAGUUACGUUUGGAAAACUAUAUAUAUUAUAUCAAUAUGCAGAUACAAGCUUUAGAAAGGCAUUUAGAUUAUUGUUGAUGGUGACUAUCAAAGUGGUGGAUAAAGAAUGAAUUGAAAACAAACUACUGAAGGAUUUAUUUUAAGAGUUGGACCUAAUUAACUUUAAAAACUACAAGGCUGUGUAAUUUCUGACAGAAACUAGGAAAGGAGUAUAAAUGUUUCAGUUUGUUUUGGUGGAAAUUAGUCCCAAUAUUGUUUUCCUGUUUUAGCAUUUUAAGCCCAUUUUAUUUAAUUCUCUACUUUGAAACACUGGAUUUUGCAAUUUGUCAUGAAGGGAUUAAUUCUGCAAAAUAAUGAAAAAUCAUACUUCAAUACCACAAAAAAUGAAUACACUGAUAAACAUGUAGCACAAACUUUAAUAUGAACUUUGGCCUCCAAAAUCAAUGUCUGUUUAUUACCCAUCUUCGAAUCAGAGACGACAACACUGCUUUUAUGUGGACAGUAAAACUGUUGUCCGAUUUUCCUGUGGUUUGCAGGUCAGUGUUGAUGAAUUGGUAUGACUGUGUCCAGUAUACUAUUAUAUUACAAUUCAUCAGAACUCUGUGUUGAGCUGUAUUUAUAAAGACUUGUUGAUAAGA